GGCGGUUGGGGGUGGGCCCGGGCGCCGCCGCGGACGGUCGGCGGGCAGACCAAGCGACCAGCGGUGGGCAGGCCGGUGACGGUCGCUGGGCGGCGGGCGGCGGCGAUGGCGACGGCGAUGGCAGCGACGGCGGCGGAGCGGGCGGUGCUGGAGGAGGAGUUCCGCUGGCUGCUGCACGACGAGGUGCACGCCGUGCUCCGGCAGCUGCAGGACAUCCUCAAGGAGGCAUCUCUCCGAUUCACUCUGCCAGGCUCAGGCACCGAGGGGCCUGCCAAGCAGGAGAACUACAUCCUAGGCACCUGCGGCACAGACCAGGUGAAGGGGGUGCUGACUCUGCAAGGGGACGCGCUGAGCCAGGCGGAUGUGAACCUGAAGAUGCCUCGCAACAACCAGCUGCUGCACUUUGCCUUCCGUGAGGACAAGCAGUGGAAGCUGCAGCAGAUCCAGGACGCCAGGAACCACGUGAGCCAAGCCAUUUACCUCCUCACCAACCGGGAUGAGAGUUACCAGUUCAGGACGGGAGCAGAGGUCCUCAAGCUGAUGGACGCCGUGAUGCUGCAGCUGACCCGAGCCCGCAACCGCCUCACCACCCCGGCCACCCUGACCCUGCCAGAGAUCGCCGCCAGUGGCCUCACGCGGAUGUUUGCCCCUGCCCUGCCCUCCGACCUGCUGGUCAACGUCUACGUUAACCUCAACAAGCUCUGCCUCACCGUGUACCAGCUGCACGCCCUGCAGCCCAACUCCACCAAGAACUUCCGCCCGGCUGGAGGCGCCGUGCUCCACAGCCCCGGGGCCAUGUUCGAGUGGGGGGCACAGCGUCUGGAGGUGGGCCACGUGCACAAGGUGGAGUGCGUGAUCCCGUGGCUCAACGACGCCCUCGUCUUCUUCACCGUCUCCCUGCAGCUCUGCCAGCAGCUCAAGGAUAAGAUCUCCGUGUUCUCCAGCUACUGGAGCUACAGGUCCUGAGCAGAGCACCCCAGGACCCCCGUCCCCCUGGGAAAUGGCCCCUGCCAGGGGUGCCCAUCCCCCCACUCCCCCACCCCCCUGUCGGAGCACUGGCUAAAGCCGGGCCCUGCAGGCUAUUUAUUUCCCUCUUCGCCCAUCUUGCCCAUCACGUGUGCACAGAUGGGAAUGACCAGUGGACAUGCUAGAAGGAAGGAGCCGGCUUGCUUUUUGCUUGGGAUGGGAGCGUCAGGAGGGCAGCCGGAGGUGGAAUGUGAGGUGACCCACAUUCCAGGCCCUAAAGCAGGAACCUUUAGACUCAGGGUGGGGCCAGGCCUUGGGCUCCUUCCUCCUCGCUCCACUGCCUGCCCAGCUGCCCCGGGAGGGAUGGUGAGGGGUGUGGUGGCCCUAAGCUGUGAGCGGGAAGGAAGGAGGAGGAAUGGGCAGACAGAAGCCCCCGCCAGGAGCUGGGGCACUCUGACUGUGUUGCUCAGCCACCAUGAUGGGGCCUCCAAGAAAUAAAGAUCAUCCGACUUUGCCUGGAA
Molecule: messenger RNA, 1487 nt
Organism: Equus quagga
Lineage: Eukaryota; Metazoa; Chordata; Mammalia; Perissodactyla; Equidae
Gene: ROGDI
Product: rogdi atypical leucine zipper
Exons: 11
Coding region: 106-966 (286 amino acids)
Cellular component (GO): RAVE complex
Source: RefSeq, a predicted model, not a curated record